Gadus morhua (Atlantic cod) is the source of this 1421-nucleotide messenger RNA. RefSeq names its product EDAR-associated death domain (gene edaradd). The coding region runs from base 279 to 944 and encodes 221 amino acids. Gene Ontology annotation, molecular function: protein binding. The transcript is spliced from 6 exons. NCBI's taxonomy places the organism in Eukaryota, Metazoa, Chordata, Actinopteri, Gadiformes, Gadidae. Gene Ontology annotation, biological process: signal transduction. The record is from RefSeq and is a predicted model, not a curated record.
UCAGUCUGCUGCUGCCAGAGCAUGCCUGCGCCACGCACUGUGUGCGCUGUGCACUUCUUCUACAAGCUUCCGGCACAUGGGAUUUUUACUGCAUUUUCAAAAACGGUUACAUAUAGUUUAUUAUAGGAUAUGCUAAAGCUGUGUACGGUUGCUCACUUGUCUUGGCGAAUACCGAUGCUGGACAGCAAAGCGGCGAGCAAAGUGGCAUAGUUAACAUAGUGCGUUUAACUAGUCGUUAAUGGGCUACACACUUUCCAUUGUCUACAUGUGCACAUGAAAUGACCAGCUUGAGGACCUAUAAGGAGCCAUUCGGCCGAACGACUUCUGAACCGGUGGAGGAUACAGACCCCAGCAGCUUCAUGGCAGGAAUCGAUGUUUUUAUUUUUUAUCCAACCCAGUCGAUCAAGACCAACUACCCCGUCCAAGUGACCGAUCCUCAGGAUCCCGUGACCUUUCCCCUGCCCUCCAUGCUCCCCAGGUACCCUCCUGCCGACCGGAUACGGCAGCCAGUGGAGGACGGUGAAGACUGUAUCUGCACCCCGUCACUCUCCCCAGACCUUCCCCAGGAGCUGCGGUACCUGAGCGGGAUGUGUGAGAAGUGCCGCUACCAGGCGCCAGUGCCUAAGAUCAGCGACCUGAUGGACGACAAGGACCUGCUGGACUCCCUGCGCCUCAAGCUGGACCCCAACCACUGUACCGUCAAGAACUGGAAGAACUUUGCCAGCCGCUGGGGCAUGAGCUACGACGAGCUCACCCUGCUGGAACACCGGACCCAGGGCUCGCUGUCGCACAGCCCCACGCAAGAGUUCCUGCUGCGCUACAACCAGAAGAGUGUGGGUGAGCUGAGCGAACUAUGCCGCUUCUACGAACGCAUCGACGUGCAGCGGCUGCUGCAGGACUGGCUGGAGAAGGACUGGCCGUCGCGCUGGCAGAAGACACACUGAUCCGCCAAGAUAUGCUUGUGUGUGCGUGUGCGUGUGUGUGUGUGUGUGUGUGUGUGUGUGUGUGUGAGAAUAUAACUGAGUGUGAAAAAAUAAUUGUGUGUGUUUGUGAGUAGAAAUGUUUGUGUGUGUAUAUGUGUGUGAAUAAAGUUGUGUUUGUAUGUGCAUGUGUGGGUGCAUGUGUGUGUGAGUUGCAGUGUGUAUUUGUUUGAAGGUUUAUUAAGUUUAUGUUUAUAUCAGGCGGGCUUAUCGAACAUUAUCUCUUGGUUUUGAAUAUCUCUUGAAAUAAUGGACGUUGAGGUUUUCUUUAUAACUUUGGUUAAGAAGAUAUAGUUGUGAAACGGUGCAGUUUAAAAUAAUCGUCUCAACUAUUUUUUGCAAUAGUCAUAUUUGAUUUGGACUUAUUUCUUUCUUAAUGCCAAGGUCUUUCUUUAGUAUCCAUGUCUUCUUGAUUUGAAAUAAACAAAAGAUAGUGAUGUA